GUUGGGGUAAAACCCAGAGACUCAACAAUCCCCUCACACUGACAGCCUGCCCAGCGCCCGGCCAACAUCGGGUACAAAGGCUGAGACCCCAAAGCGAGCCGAUGGUUUUAGGGAAAAGUGGUUUAUGACCAUUAAUAUUGCUAAAAAUUAGAAAACCAGCAACAGCUCUUCUACAGUCGCUUCCCGACUUAUGCAAGUGUCCGUUCCAGAACACCAUGCCUAACUCGAAUUUUGCCUCAAUGGGAAACAUAUACCUGACCAUUACACCCCAAAAACCCUCCUGUUUCUAGCAUACAGAACUUUUUCCGCAAGUGCGGAUUUGCGUAAAUCGGGUUUGCGUCACCCGAGGGGGCGUCUGGACCUAAAGCUCUAAAGGUACCUAGGUUGAUGGUUCUUGUGCUCCGAUACCACCGUGUCAUGCCUUAUGCAAAUACGCCUCACAGAGCUCCGGCGUUCACGGUUCUAGUUCCCCGGCCACAUUGCUCUUCCACUCAUCCACAACAAGGAUUGGUUGGUAAACCUCAAAGGCUGUGGGCUGGAACUGAACUAACGAGGAUUCAUAGAGGUGACAGCCAGUGGACACAUUAGAUCACCUAGUUUGGAUCACAGGCCAUUCAGUUUACCCAGUGUCCCUUUAUGUAGUCUUAAUAACAUGCAUUGGACUAGAGUAUUUUCCAGUCUGGAUUUGAAGAGAUCAGGAUAUGGAGAUGCCACUUCCCUCGGCUGUUUGGGCCAAUGGUUUUCUUCUGGAAUUGGGGCUCUUUCCAAUCGGAAUUUGGCUGCCUGCUGCGUUCAGCCGUUGGUUUGAGUUCUGCCUUUUUCCGCUAGAUUACAGAGCUCGUCAGGAGAAGAUGGAAGAAUGGACAACUUUCUUCUAAAAAAUGGGAUUCUCCAACACUCCAUCCUCUGGGCGUUGGCUGAGCUGAGGAGGACCAUCUGUAGGAGUGCGAAGAUCUGAUUUUGAAUUUUACAGUUCACUGUCUAUCCUGCCCAGGACCAACAAGCGACGAGCAGCAACCAAAGCAAAGGGUCAAUCUGUGUGCCAUCGAUGGCGUCUGCAGACCAAAGAUGCGCUGCAUGUGGUUACCCAGGUGGUGGAAGCCAGUGCCUGGUGUCACAGGGAGAGCACCAGAGGCUAGUUCAUGCCAUGGAGAAGACCCUCCAACGGUGGCGGCAGGGGGACUGUUGUUGCCAUGCCACGACCUGUGCCUUGGAGAUGCUGGCCAAAUGCAUCCAUCAGUUGGUGGCACAGAGAACACGCCAUGGAGACCUCUCUCCAAUGCCAGUGGCAGCUGCAGGGUGCCCACCAGCGCCAGGCUGUUGCUCGCACAAUGGAAACGAUGUUACAAAGCCAGCGGCAUCUCCUGGAAGAUCAAGAGCAUCAUGCCAUUGCCUGCGCCACGGAAACGAAGCUCCACCAUGAGCAACAUCUUCUGGAAGACCAAGAUGGCUGCGUCGUGGAAACGUCGGCCGAAGGCGCCGAUAGAUUGGCGCCAUGGGGAGAACAUUGCUUAAAUGGCCGCUCCGUGGGAACCUGGCCCAUUACUCACUUAUAGCGGCAAGCAGCCAGAUGUGACCAGGAAGAGGUUGCCAAUGUGGAUCUGUCUCGACUUGAUCGCACGGCAGUAGGGUGCAGUGAAGGCCGGGGAUGUUGGGAGUGAUUUCUAGGAGUGGUCGGAGCCAGGGGCUCUCGGAAGCAGCACAGGCAAUAAGCCAUUUGCACUUAACUCAAGGGGCUGGCCAAGCCCAGGGCUCAUUAGCCAACUUCGCAGUGCCAACGGCCAUGCCGAUUUUCAGUAGGGUUGUGCCAGUCACUGCUGCCUACAGCCUCCCUGGCAGCAUCAGAGUGGAUUGGCUGCGGCGUUCCAGAAAGACGGACAAGCAGCCGCUUGGGGUUGGAUAACGCCUGGCCUCCAUAAGCGAAGAAAUGCACAACCCUCUAGUUUCCAAAUCACCAGUCAAAUAUUUUGUGGUAUUAGCAACUAAUUAGUACUUAUUGGUCAAUUAUUUAAUUAGCCAGUCAAUAACCAAGUAAUCUGCUCCACAAGCUAAUUAUUUUUAUAACAGUUUGACUAUUUCUUUGUUAGCCAGUAAGUUCAUUUCUAGAAGCUAAUCCCCAAGUAAUGCAAUCGGGGUUCAAUUAUUUCUUAGCAGUAAUUACUCAUUAAAACAAAUUGCAUUAUUAGUCAUUAUUGUGUGUCUUAUCCUAGUGUCUCUGCGGCCUGGUCACAGACACACAACAAGCACCGUUGCUGCCCCAGAAAACUUAUUUCCAGGACUGCUCGGCUGCAUCCCUAGCUAACGACACCCAAAGACAUAAUUGUCCCUAAUUAGCUAAGGAAGGUCUCAGGCUCCCCAGGGGGACGUGGGGCUGACAAUUUGGGGUUCAGACCCCCUUACGGCAGCUGUCCCCGUGGGCUGGCCAGCCCGGGAGCCCCAGGCCAAGGACCCCCCGGUGGCGGGGCCAGCCAUGCCCCCCAACAAGGAGUCGCCAGGCAGCCCCAGUUCACCGGCAGCCCUCAUCUGCCUGCCUCCCAUCUCAGAGGACCUGCAGCUGGUGUGGACCCAGGCGUCCCAGACCAGCGAGCUGGACGGCCACCAGCCGCUGCGCCAGGCCUUCAGCUACUUCCCCUACCCCAGCCUGGCCGACCUGGCACUGCUUUGCCUGCGCCACGGCCUGCAAUUGGAGAAGGUCAAGGCCUGGUUCAUGGCCCAGCGGCUGCGCUGCGGCAUCAGCUGGAGCGCCGAGGAGAUCGAGGAGACGCGGGCGCGGCUGGCCUGCCGCCAGGACCGCCCGGCCUUUGGGGCCCUGCUGGCCCCCGGCGCCCCCCUGCCGCAAACUGGCAAGGCCCUGGGAGGCAGGGAAGCCCCCGUGGCCGCACACCACAAAGCCAAGCCCCAGGAAUCCCCAGGGAGCUGUUCGGCUGUGGCCCGGGGCCCCCCAGAGCCGGGGAGAGCUUCCACAGUCCCCUACCCCAAAGCCAAAGAGACGCUGACGCCACCCCCCAGCCUUUUCCCCACGCCACCCCCUCCGUGCCGGGCCUGGGCGGAUUCUCCGGCUGGCGCCAGCCACCCAGACACCGCCUGGGACCUCAGCAAACCCUGCCGGCUGGGGGCAGUUGACACCGCACCGCCCUCCUCCGGAACCACCGUCAAUGGGGCUGAGGCGUGGGCCCGGCCUGGCCACCCCCACAGCACCCUGGAGGCCCAGCGGCAGCGGAAGAGCCGGCGGAAGAGCAAGGAGCAGCUGGCGGUGCUGAAGUCGUUCUUCCUGCGGUGCCAGUGGGCGCGGCGGGAGGAUUACCAGUGGCUGGAGCGGAUCACCGGCCUGCCGCGGGCAGAGAUCAUCCAGUGGUUCGGGGACACCCGCUACGCCCUCAAGCACGGGCACCUGCGGUGGUUCUGGGAUAACACCGUGCCCCCCGCUGCCACCCUGGAGCCCGGGCCCCGCACGGACACGGGCCCGCUGGAGCGGUACUGGGCCGCCCGGCAGCAGCUGCGCCAGGACGACCUGCCAGCCCUGUGCCGUGAGUCGGGCAUGGGGGCCCAGCAGGUGCUGAACUGGUUCUACUCCCGCUCACCCGAGCCGGCUGAGGUGGUGGUGUGCCUGGGCGAGGAGCCUGAGGACGAGGACGAGGAGGCCGGGCUCAUGGUGCAGGACGACGGGGAGGAGGAUGACGACGAGCCGGAGGAAGAGGACCUGGGCACCCAGGAAUGAGGAGCUUCGGAGACUUCCCGGGGAGGGCGGGGUUGGGAGGAGCCGACUCGUACGCUGGGGCCCUGUUCUGUCUAGUUCCUCCCUCCGUUCUAGAACCCAGAUCUGGGUCCUGAAUCUAGUUUCCCCUCCCUCUCCCUUCCUGGGCCCCACAUUCCCCCCUGCCUCUCUCCAGCUCUAGAACCCAGGUCCUUCUCCCUUUCUGUUCUGGAACUUGGUAUCAUGCAGUUCUGCUUCCUAGAUCAUUGUUGUAAUUCACUCUCCAUGCCUCAGGCUCCACAUUUGGGUUUGUGUGUCCCCACUCAUCUUGGUGCUCUAGAACAAAGUACUGGCUCCUCCCUGUUCUAGAAUCUAGGACCCUGUUUCUCCCCCUUUGUGUUCUAGAAUCCCAAUCAGGCCCUGGUCCCCUUCCUCUGCUAGAACAGAAGGACACCCUCAAACUCUGCCACAGGCCCUAGAACCUGGAGAUCUUGACCUAGAACCCAGGUGCCCAGUUCCCUCUGCCAUGCUCUAGAACCCAGAUACCAUUUCGUUCCUGGUUCCCUACUCUAGAACCUAGGUUCUCUGGUUACAAGUUUGUGCUCUAGAACCCUGUACCUUUCGGCCAGAUUUCUGGAUUCAGGUAUGCUCCUUUCUCCAGACUUCCCUCACCUCUCCCCUCCUUCAGGCGCCUCUGUUUCUAGAGUCUGCCUUGGGUCAUCCCUCCCCCCCCUCCUCUACGUCACGUUAAGGCCCUGUCCCCCAGAGAGACACGUGUGGCAGGAGCUGGGUGGGAGCAGCAUCUGGCCUGGAGGGGGUGGCAGAUGGUCUGUGGGGGGCUCCCUGGGUUUGGUUUUACAAACUGGGCAGGAGAAACCGGAGCGGUGGAGAGCAGGCGGGGGGCAGCCUUUCCCUGGCGGCUGGAUGGUCCUUUCUGGAGUUGUUAAUUUAUAAUGCCCGACUGGCACAAGUUAAAGCGAGGUUUGAAGUUGA
Gopherus evgoodei (Goodes thornscrub tortoise) is the source of this 4687-nucleotide messenger RNA. It is a transcript of the gene HOMEZ, whose product is annotated as homeobox and leucine zipper encoding. The record is from RefSeq and is a predicted model, not a curated record. Gene Ontology annotation, cellular component: nucleus. The transcript is spliced from 3 exons. Bases 2471 to 3718 code for a protein of 415 amino acids. Gene Ontology annotation, molecular function: DNA binding; DNA-binding transcription factor activity, RNA polymerase II-specific. Gene Ontology annotation, biological process: regulation of transcription by RNA polymerase II. NCBI's taxonomy places the organism in Eukaryota, Metazoa, Chordata, Testudines, Testudinidae.